GUCAUCGUGACCAUCAUCGACACCAACGACAACGAGCCGGUGUUCUCUCACAAGCUCUACCGCGCCAACAUCUCGGAGAGCUCCGAACUCGGGAGCCCCGUGCUGAGGGUGAGCGCUACUGACCGUGACCGUAACAGGCGCCUGCUGUACACUAUCGCCUCGGCCAGCUCUACGAGAAGUCUGGACAAGUUUACCAUAGGGGCUAAGAAUGGCGUGAUCGUGGUGUCGGGCUCCCUGGAUAGAGAAGAUCUCUCCCGCCAUCUCCUGACCGUGAUGGUCCGGGACCAGGGCGUGCCCUCCAAGCGUAGCUACGCCCGUGUGGAGGUCAACGUGCUUGACCACAAUGACCACACGCCUCGCUUCCUGGCCACGGCCCAGAGAGGUCAGGUGUAUGAGACAGCGGCUGUGGGGACUUCUGUGCUUCAGGUCAUGGCUGUGGAUGGAGACAAGGGGAUCAACGCCGAGUUGUCUUAUGCUUUUGUCUCUGGCAAUGCUGACAACACAUUCCGGAUCGACGAGAGACUGGGCAUUAUCUCCGUUGCCAAAGAACUGGACCGCCACGUCCGGGCAGACUUCCAGCUCCUGGUGUCCGCUACAGACAAGGGUCAUCCGCCUCUCUCCAGCUCCACCACGGUCAACAUCGCCGUCACCGUCUCCAAAAAUGCACCUCCAAAAUUCUCCGCUCAAGAGUACCCGGUGGAACUGCAGGAAAAUCUCCCACCAAACACUGUUGUGACGUCACUGACGGCCGACAGUCUUUCCACGGUCGUGUAUGCCAUAACGUCAGGGGAUGACGAAGGGUUCUUCAGCGUGAACCCUAACUCGGGCGUUGUCUUCACUCUGAAGCCCAUUGACUUUGAAGAGCACGAGUUCUUUAAUCUAACAGUCACAGCUACGAACAUCAUCUCUGCGUCCCAGUCCGUGUCUGUCAUCAUCCACAUUAUUGACGUCAACGAUAACGCGCCGGAGUUCGUCUACUCUCGCUACCAAGGCAACAUCAGCGAGUCAGCUCUUCGGGGAUCCAUGGUGUUGGGCGAGAACGGAGCUCCUCUAGUCGUCCAAGCCACAGAUAAAGACUCGAACAAUAACGCCAGACUCCAUUACGAAAUCAUCAACCAUGAUGUCUUGCAGUAUUUCGCUAUUGACCCGAACACUGGUGCUAUACGCAGCGUAGCUUCGCUCGACUACGAAACUCAAUCACAAUUUAACUUCUCUGUCCAAGUCAGCGACGCGGGAAACCCACAACUUCAGGCGUUCAUGACGGCAUCCGUUCUCGUUUACAUCACAGACAUCAACGACUGCCCACCUCGGUUUGGACACCACACCUACGAAGCUUUAGUCGUACUUCCAACGUACUCUGACGUCACAGUUAUCCGUCUAGACGCUGUAGAUCCAGACAGUGUGUACGACAAACCGCUCUCUUUCUCUAUAGUGUCCGGCAAUGAGGAGGGAGUGUUCGCCAUCGAUCCUGUCUUUGGCGUGAUCAGGGUAGAGAAGAGCGUCGUCACACAACCCAAGUAUGAGCUGCAGGUUCAGGCGAGUGACGGAAAGUUUCACACUCUGACCAGAGUCUACGUCUCCAUACAGCAGGAGUCGGAGGCCAGCUUCAAGUUUACCCAAGACAGAUACACAGCUGCUGUGCCCGAGAAUUCUGCUGCCGAACUGAAGCUGGUUGUCAUUCAACCUGUUGGCCUGGCUAUUGGACAGCACCUGACCUUCACCCUGCUCAACAACCGUCAGUUCUUCAACGUCAGCCAGACAUCUGGGGUUUUGUCCACUUCCGGGGUCCAGUUUGACCGGGAGGAGAAAGAUAAUUACACAGUGGUUGUCAAGGUGGAAGACACGAGUGUCCCUGAGCUGUCAGCCCAUGUGGUUGUCAUGGUAACGGUGGAAGAUGAGAAUGACAACCCACCAAUGUUUCUGAACCUCCCUUACCACUGCACCGUCUCAGGGGACGCGAAGGAAGGGAAAGUAAUCCAGGUGGUCCGAGCUGUUGACCUUGACCUUGGGGAGAACGCGGCUAUCAAGUACUCGCUGGCUGACACCAGCAAUGACAAGUUUGCCAUCAACCCCUACACUCGGGAGAUUGUGGUCAAGGGACUGGAGGAGAGAGACCACAACACAGAGGUCGUUCUCAAGGUCAUCGCUCAAGACAAAGGUUCACCACCUCUGACUGCAGUGGCCGCCGUGGUGGUCCACAUCAUCGACAGUUCGAGUCCACUGUUUGAGCAGGCGGUGUACGAGACGAGCGUCCCUGAGAACGUGGCUCCCCACACGCCGGUCAAGUCGGUCAAGGCCAUCUCGCCGCACGGACAGAAACUCAUCUACUCCAUCAGCAGGGGAGACAAGUACGGGGAGUUCUCCCUCGACUUCAAUACUGACAUGGAAAAUUUGGGUCCAUGCUACCUGUCUGUGGUUGGACAUUUGGACUAUGAGGACACCAAGUCUUAUCUUCUCACCGUCAGAGCCAGCGAUGUUUUUACAGGGAAUUUCGCAGAGGCCAUUGUCAACAUCACUGUAGAGGACAUCAACGACAAUCCACCGGUGUUCACCAGCCUGACCUACACACAAACACUGUCCGAGUCUGCCAGCCUUGGCGCUAACAUCCUGACCGUCAAUGCCACGGACACUGACCAGGGAGCCAACGCCCUGGUCCACUACACUCUGGCACCGAUAGCCCCAGGAAACCGGGAUCCUGAGACUUUCCUGGUCAACCCAGAGACCGGACAGCUGACCCUGAGGAAGGUUCUGGAUCAUGAGGAGCAGACAGAGUACAGGUUCCUGGCUGUGGCCACGGAUAGCGGGAAUACCGCACUCAGCUCCACAGCCGAGAUACAUAUAAAGGUUCUGGAUUUGAACGACAACCCACCAGUGUUCACCCAGCCCUCUUACGACUGUUACAUUAGCGAUGGUGCCACCAGAGGUCAGCUUGUCUUCAAGGUCGUGGCUUUCGACCCUGACGAAUCAGACGUGGACAACCUCCUCUACAGCAUUGUCGGAGGCAACGAGAAGUUCACUUUUGACAUGGAAUCCAGCGCAGGAAUUAUCUCCCUUUCUGAGCAGAGGCAGCCCAUCCUGGGUGCUGCCUACACUCUAAACGUGUCAGUCAGUGACGGUGUGUACUCUAGCUUUGCCCGUGUCACCAUAGACGUACACAACGUGAACCGACACACGCCUGUGUUUGGGAAAGAGACGUACAAUGUGGUGGUCUCGGAGAUCAGCGGUGUGGGGACCAGUAUCGUCACUGCCUCGGCUGUUGAUAACGAUAGAGGGAAUUAUGGGAUGCUGACCUACUCCAUCAUCAGCGAUGAGAUGGGGAAGAAGUUCGGAAUCGACGCAGAUACUGGGGAGAUCACCACAAAGGAACUCCUGGACAGAGAGAAAGAGAGCAAGUACACGUUCACUAUCGCUGCUACAGACAAUGGUGGCAAGAUGGGAUUUGCGACUGUUAUUGUCCGAGUGAGAGAUGAGAACGACAACCUGCCUCAGUUUCUCAUGGAGGAAUACAAAGCUAACAUUCCGUACAAUGCAUCUAAGAAGACUUCCAUCCUAAAGCUCCAGGCCGUGGACCUUGACGAGGGCAACAAUGCCAAAAUCCUGUACACACUCCACCCUGGCAAUGAUGAGAUGGUGGAGAAACUGUUCGACGUCAACGCUUACUCGGGAGAAAUUGUCCCCAGAGAUUCUCUCAUUGAUGCUGAAAACCAGCUGUUCCAGUUCUUUGUGCGUGCGGCAGAUGGUGGUGAGCCCUCCCUGGAGAGUCACAUCCCUGUGGAGAUUUUGGUCAUGGGACGGAACGACUCACCGCCAAAGUUCUUGGAGUCUCGCAGACUCUUCUUUGUGGAUGAGGAUGAGCAGGUUGGAGCAAUCAUUGCCACAAUCAAGGCUCGCAGCUCUGGGCCAGUACUCUGGGCCAGUAGUCUACAGCAUUGUACAAGGUUUCACUCCAAGUGCAAUAAACCAGCCAUCUUUACCGUGGAUUCUUUGGGUCGUUUGCGACUGAUGCGACGUCUUGACUGGGAGACAACUCCAUCAUACAGACUGUUUGUCCGGGCUCAGAGUCGAACUUCACCAGCUUUGGUGGAUCACAUGGAAAUUGGAAUUGAGGUGCGUGAUGUGAACGACAACCCACCAUUCUUCGCCUGCACACCAUACCAAGCGACAGUAUCCGAGAGUGCCAAGUCUCAACAUCAGAUCAUACAACUCCAAGCGUCCGAUCGUGACCUUCAGACCAACCCGCUCAAGUUCACCUUCGGCCCCGGUAUGCAGGCAAUGGCCAGCAUCUUUUCCAUCGAUGCUAAGAGUGGAUGGAUUAUGCUGCUGACCAAACUAGACCGCGAGACCCAGUCCCAGUACAACUUGACCGUCGUAGUGUCAGACAGUCCGUCGUCCUCGCUGCGUAAGUCUGGUCAGUAUCCGUCACUGACCACGACUACCAGCGUUCUCAUCACUGUCACAGACUGCAAUGACAACCCACCGGCGUUUGAAAAACAGAACUACCCCACUGCGGUCAAUGAGGGAGCACUACCAGGCACGGUGCUCAUUACACUGGACACGACGGAUGCCGACUCAGGACCCAACUCUGACGUGACUUAUUACAUCACAGAGGGAGAUCAGCUGGGGAGGUUUGAGAUUCACAGUACAGGAGAGCUGUUUGUCAACAAGCCCCUGGACAGAGAGACCAAAGCUCAGUACAGACUACGUGUGGCAGCCACAGAUGGAGCUUAUGUCACUUUUACCACAGUCACUGUUGAUGUUCUCGAUGACAAUGACAACGCUCCAGUCUGUGUCAGCCGAUUCAUCAAGUGGUUCAGAAUGAAGACAUCAUCAAAGGCUCCCAUUGCUCAUGUGAGAGCAUCAGACGCGGACGCCCCAAGCACAGUCAACUCUCGGGUCUCUUACAGCCUCACAGGAGAGGGAGCUGACCACUUCCUUAUUGACAAAGAGACUGGCCUGAUCCGUACAGCAAAACUUCUGGACAGAGAGACACAGCCGGAGUUUGAGCUGACUGCUGUGGCCCGUGAUGGGGGCGGGCUGAGCUGUACGACUCUCGUACUUAUCUACCUGAAGGAUGUCAACGACAAUGCGCCAACCUUCACUCAGGGCACACUGCGCAAGUUAUACAGCAUACACGAGGACGCAGAAAUACACACACUGCUGACACGCCUUGUGGCCAUUGACGCAGAUACAGGUAUCAACAGUCAGAUCCGGUAUCGCCUGGCCCGAGACAGUAUCAACACAUUCAGCAUCCACCCAGACAGUGGCAUUGUCAGCCUCAUUGCCGCACUAGACCGGGAGAGGAACCCAAGCUACAACCUCACUGUUGUAGCAUAUAAUCCGAUCUCUCCUGACCUCUCCACGGAAGCGACCAUUAUGGUGACCGUCCUGGACGUCAAUGACAACCCACCAGAAUUCCAACACUCUAGCUACUACGCCACAAUCCAGGAGUCGGCCAAUGUGGGCACACCCAUCAUCAAAAUCACUGCCACCAGUCUGGACAUCGGCAUCAAUGCUGACAUCACCUACUCCAUUGCCGCCGGCAACGAGCAGGGGAAAUUCUCCAUUGACCCAAACAAAGGUGUCCUUGUGGUCACUGAACCUCUUGACCAUGAGCUGGCCCGAGAAUAUUUCAUCACGGUACUGGCCACUGACCGAGGCACGCCUCCACUUACCAACACAGCCAUCGUCAGUAUCAACAUCACAGACGUCAACGACAACCCCCCACGGUUCAGCCAGGAUGCUUACACCGUCCAUGUGAAGGAGAAUGUGCAUGAGGGGACAGAGAUCUUUAAAGUGAUGGCGACAGACAGCGACAGUCUUGCCAAUGCUCAGAUCACCUACAGCAUCAUCAGCGGAAACACCAACAACCACUUCAUCAUCGACCCCAGGGACGGGAUCUUGCAGGUCAACGCUCACCUGGACAGAGAGGAGACGGCCACGUACUCCCUCCUGAUAGAGGCACACGACUCCGGCCUGCCCAUGCUGCUGAGUUCGGCUGUGGUCAGCGUGGUGGUGGAUGACGUCAAUGAUAACCCCCCAAGGUUCCUGCAAGACUCCUACCAGGGACUUGUGCAGAACGCUUCUUUAGUCACCGAGGGCCGGCGCACGGGUAUCGAGGUGGUCACUCUGAGCGCUGUGGACGAUGACCUGCCCGAGAACGGGCCGCCCUUUGUCUUUGAGAUUGUCGGCGGCAACGACAACGGAGAGUUUCACAUCGACAGUGGUGGCGUCAUCAGCACGGCUGGCAAACUCUCCAAGAAAGUGCAGGAUGUCUACCAUCUGUCUGUUAGAGCCUACGACAACGGUAAACCUCCACUACACUCUGAUGUGGCUGUAACAGUUGAGGUGGUAGAUGACAGUGUGUACGCCCCGGAGGUUCGAGACCUGGCCAUCACCAUUAGGUCGUGCAUGGACAGCUUCCCGGGCGGUGUGAUUGGCCGUGUAGAGGCACAAGACAGGGACCCUUAUGACAAAAGUAUCUUCAGCAUCGUAUCGGCCAACAGUCACCUGUUUGACGUACACCGAUACGACGGCCGCCUCAUUGCACUGACCGGCCUGGACGCCGGGAGUUACAUGGUCAACGUGAGUGUGUCAGAUGGGAAGUUCACCAGUUACGGGAAAGUGGACAUUGAGGUCAUCUGUACAUCCAAAGAGAUGCUGGACAACGCCAUCACCAUCCAGUUUGAGCACAUGAUCGAGGAGCAGUUCUACGCAAACUUCAAGGAAGAUUUCCAGAGGGUAAUCAAACAGGGCCUGGAUGUGAGGACUGCCGAUGUGGAAAUUAUCAACGUCCAGCCAUCCUCAGAGAGUGCGGAGAAGCCGAGAAACAAACGAAGAGGGGGUUCGAACCGGAGGAAAAAGAGAGACGCUGAUGAUAACCUUGAUGUUCUGUUCGCCGUGAGGAAGUCAGCAGAUCGCUUUUAUCACAAGAGGCCAUUGAAGAGGAAAGUGGAGAGGAUCAGAGGAAGGAUAGAGAGCGUGCUGGGUGUUCAGGUGUUAGAUAUCUUCACCGACACGUGCAGCAAGGCAUCGUGUGACAUUGGGACCUGCGUUGGGAAGGUGCAUUUUGAUGAGAGUACCCUCGUCCCUAUCCUAGUCAAUGGAGCCAGCUUUGUGUCUGCGCGUCAUCGCUACACAGAGCAGUGUGUUUGUUUGGAGGGCAACUGUAAGGAACAGGUAUGUGGGGAUACCACCUGUACCGCCAACAAGGUCUGUCUGCGAGACGCCUUUGGGGACUACAGCUGUCAGUGUCCGGAGGGUCGCACAGGGGACUUGUGUGAGACAGUGGUGCCUUUGUGUAGUGGGAGCAGCUGUCCAAUAGAACGACCGAUGACCUUUGCUGGUAAAAGCUAUGCCAAGUGGAAGCUGCAACAUUCCACCAAGAAGAGGUACUCCCUGAGGUUCCGGAUUCGCACCAGGCAAAGCUCAGCCACUCUAAUGUACGCCACGGGGAAAGUGGACUACAGCAUUCUCAAGAUUGACCGAGGAAGCUUAGUUUACAAGUUUGACUGUGGCAGUGGAGAGGGUCAGGUUCGAAUCCCGGUAGACCUGAGUGAUGGUCAGUGGCACAUAAUUGAGCUGGACAGGAACGGCCGGGAGGCGGAACUAGCCGUAGACUCGGACUACACUGCCCUGGGUGUCGCUCCUGGCAUUCAUGCUAUUCUUAAUGUGGACACAGAGGAGGUCUAUUUCGGUGCUGAAGUAGAUGUGUUCCCUAAUGGCUACAGAGAUAUUAAACAUGGCUUCGAGGGUUGCAUGGAAGACAUCAGAAUCUUCAACAUCCCGUUGCCUUUCAGCGGCAGCAAUGAAGUGGCUCAGGCUCUGGAGUUUGAACUUGUGGAGUUUCACUGUCAGGAUUACCCAGCCAAAUAUUUGCCCGGUGGUAAUGCAUGCAGUAGUAACCCCUGCCUCAAUGGAGGCCAGUGCAAGUUCUCCGGCCUCAACUCUUACGUCUGUAUCUGUCGGGGAAGAUUCCGCGGUGCCAAGUGUGAGCGGGACCCUGAUCCUUGCUCUGACAAGCCUUGCACGAACGGAGGGCGUUGUGAAGUGGACCUGGAGGUUCCCAACAGCUAUCAGUGUCACUGUAAGGAUGAUUUGACCGGCGUCCGAUGUUCUUACGGCAAGUUCUGUCGACCGAACCCAUGCCAUCAGGGCGGGAUCUGUGUGGAGGGACCCACCGCACCGCUCUGUGACUGUAAACCUGGAUACCAAGGCUUGUACUGUGACAGAAUGUCUGACGCCUGCGACUCGGCACCGUGCCAAAAUGGCGCCACGUGUCACAACGUGCUAGGUGGAAGCUACUCCUGCAACUGUACGGCCGACUACUACGGCAAGAACUGCGAGCAGCUGCUGGCUGAGAUGGGAGCGACGAUAACCUCCUCUCCAACCUUCACUUACGGAAUCAUAGGAGCCGUAGCAGGAAUUGUCGUGUUGGCUGUCCUAGUGAUUCUGAUCCUGCUACUUUUGAGGCGGAGGCGGAGGGAGAGGCGAAGACGACGGUCACCAUCUGGGGGAGACACAGGGAGCGAAGUGCUCCUUAGUGGGAAAGAGAAACGCCUGAGCAACCCAGACCUGACAGAGCCAGUCCAGGCACUCCCGUCGCAGCCUCCUCCAGUGCCCACGCGGCCAGCCUCCUACACACCCAGUACGCACGACUCGCUGAACACACUCAACAAUCUGGACAGCGUCAGGAACUACGGGAGUGCAGCUGAUGAGCUGGAGAGUACUGGAGGCACAGGCAUAAGAGGACACCUGCCAGACUUCCCUCAAUACCUGGAGUCUUACAGUAACCCAGCCCACACAAACCACAUCCACCCGAUGCUACGUGCCACGCCCCCACCUCCAGCGUCCCGCGCUGCCUCCGAGACAGACUCCAUCCAAAAAGCACCAUGGGAGUUUGAGUAUCCUAACAUCUUGGAGAAUUACAUGGAAGGAGACAAGAAACAACACGACAAGAUGAUGGCCAAGCGAAUGCCAGGCGUCCACUCCCCCCAGCCCUCUCCACAAGCCAGUCACGGGCGUCCAGGUGCUCUGGGAGGGGCAGACACAAGUUCUGUUAGCAGCCUGCCUGUGUCGGAGUCCGAGGACGACCUCAAUGCAAAGCCUGGAAAGAGGAAAGGCUAUCACUGGGACACGUCCGACUGGGCGCCCGGCCCCUCCAUGCCCAACAUCUCCGAGAUCCCCACAAACGAGAUCCUCGACUCGCCCUCUUCCUCACAGCCCAGCGACGACUGCAACGCCAACGCCUGUAACUACGAGGACAACAUGACCACCCAGGCCAUCUACAACAACAGCCGCGACGACAGCCCGCUGCUCAGCUCCGACGAGCAGCGGAGAAACAACAUCGACAGCAACUUCGAGGAUGAGGACGACGACGGGAACGUCAUCUCCAACCUCGUCAUGGACGACCAGGAUUAUUUCGAGGAUUCCGAGUACGUCGGAGACUCCGAGUACGCGGAGAACGAACAAGACGACCUUCCACCAAGCUACGCCGACCACCCAAAGUACGAACAGUUGUUGCAGGAGUACAAUGACAAUUACGAACUACCGGUGAACUUACAGGUUCACCCGAACCAUUAUCUUCCCAACCACUUCUCUGGUCAAGAUCUGGACAUGGACCCUCUCACGGAAGAUGAGAACGCCGGGGACAGGCCUGAAGAAGGUGCCGUGGGGCUUGACCACGACUGCCCACCACUCCGCCCUCCCAAAGAGUUCAUGACCCCUGGCUACCCGACAGACGGCUACCUCACUGACCAGGAACCCCCCUCUAGAAUGUCCUUCAUCGAUGACAUGAGCAUGUCUGUGGGGUUCACCUCGAACGCGUCGUGCUCGGACAUUUCAGGACUGUGUGAGAUCGAGGACAGUGAGAUCAACGCGAGUGACACGGACGAUGAGAACACACCUCUCAACCUAGGAGAGCUGCAGACACGUGUGUAGCCAUGCCAAGUGUGUGUGUGUGUGUGUGUGUGUGUGUGUGUGUGAGAGAGAGAGAGAGAGAGAGAGAGAGAGAGAG
Messenger RNA from Aplysia californica (California sea hare), 10012 nucleotides. Its product is annotated as cadherin-like protein cad2. Gene Ontology annotation, biological process: homophilic cell-cell adhesion. The record is from RefSeq and is a predicted model, not a curated record. Gene Ontology annotation, cellular component: plasma membrane. Gene Ontology annotation, molecular function: calcium ion binding. NCBI's taxonomy places the organism in Eukaryota, Metazoa, Mollusca, Gastropoda, Aplysiida, Aplysiidae.